Balaenoptera ricei (Rice's whale) is the source of this 4087-nucleotide messenger RNA. RefSeq names its product catenin alpha 3 (gene CTNNA3). Bases 170 to 3004 code for a protein of 944 amino acids. The transcript has 19 exons. Gene Ontology annotation, cellular component: adherens junction; fascia adherens. Gene Ontology annotation, biological process: cell-cell adhesion; cell migration. The record is from RefSeq and is a predicted model, not a curated record. NCBI's taxonomy places the organism in Eukaryota, Metazoa, Chordata, Mammalia, Artiodactyla, Balaenopteridae. Gene Ontology annotation, molecular function: beta-catenin binding; actin filament binding; cadherin binding.
GGGAGGUGUGAGUGAAGGCGUGAGGAGUCGGCCGCUGCUCGCGGGCUCGUUUCUCGCAGGCUCCUGCUCAUGCAGUCAUCUUUCAUUCUUCUCCCCACAAUGACUCCCUCGUUGCUGAGCCCUACUGGAAGAAAUCGUGUCCCGAGUGUUUCCCAAGCUUUCUCAAGUGAUGGGGACACUUGCAGGUGGUUUGAGAACAAAGUUCUGUGCAUUAGUAUCCAUCGUCCCAACGGGUAAUGACACUUCAAUUGCACUUAAGGAGGACCACCCCUCCCCACUGGAUGCAAACUUACUUCGCCUGUUAAUCAAGGCAGUCAUGUCAGCUGAAAUACCAAUCACACUGAAUGUCAAUCCUCAGGAUCUGCAGGUCCAGACAUUCACUGUAGAGAAGCUGCUGGAGCCUCUCAUAAUCCAGGUUACUACACUUGUAAAUUGUCCCCAGAAUCCUUCCAACAGGAAAAAAGGACGUUCAAAAAGAGCCAGAGUCCUUCUAGCUUCUGUGGAGGAAGCAACUUGGAAUUUAUUAGACAAGGGAGAGAAGAUUGCUCAAGAAGCCACAGUUUUAAAGGAAGAGCUUAUUGGGGCCCUUGAGGAAGUUCGCAAAGAAAGUGAAGCUCUGAAAGUAUCAGCUGAGAGAUUUGCAGAUGAUCCCUGUUAUCUCCCAAAAAGGGAGGCUGUGGUUCAAGCUGCCCGUGCCUUGUUGGCUGCAGUUACCAGACUCCUUAUCCUCGCAGAUAUGAUUGAUGUCAUGUGUCUCUUGCAGCAUGUGUCAGCUUUUCAGAGGACAUUUGAGUCUCUUAAAAAUGUUUCCAACAAAUCUGACCUCCAGAAAACCUACCAGAAGCUUGGGAAGGAGCUGGAAAAUCUGGACUACUUAGCCUUCAAACGUCAGCAGGACCUAAAAUCUCCAAAUCAGAGGGAUGAAAUUGCAGGUGCCCGGGCCUCAUUGAAGGAGAACUCCCCCAUACUGCAUUCAAUUUGUUCAGCUUGUUUGGAACAUUCUGAUGUCGCUUCCCUCAAAGCCAGCAAGGACACAGUUUGUGAAGAAAUUCAGAACGCCCUCAAUGUAAUUUCAAAUGCUUCACAAGGCAUCCAGAAUGUGUUAGUCCCACCAGAACCUCAGGCAGCAACCCUGGGAAGUGCCCUUGAUGAGCUUGAGAAUUUAAUUGUCUUGGAUCCACUCACAGUGACUGAGGAGGAAACAAGACCAUCCCUAGAGAAACGCCUCGAAGCCAUUAUCAGUGGGGCUGCUCUGUUGGCUGACUCUUCAUGCACGAGGGAUUUCCAUCGGGAGCGAAUUAUCGCAGAAUGCAAUGCCAUUCGCCAGGCUCUCCAGGACCUGCUUUCAGAGUACAUGAACAAUACUGGAAAAAAGGAAAGGAGUAAUACCUUGAAUAUUGCAAUAGAAAACAUGUGCAAGAAGACAAGAGACCUUCGCAGACAGCUCCGUAAGGCUAUUAUAGAUCAUGUGUCAGACUCCUUUUUGGAUACGACAGUCCCACUUUUGGUUCUCAUUGAAGCUGCCAAGAAUGGCCGGGAAAAGGAAAUAAAAGAAUAUACUGCGAUAUUCCGUGAACACACCAGCAGGCUUGUAGAGGUGGCAAAUCUUGCUUGUUCCAUGUCAACAAAUGAAGAUGGAAUUAAGAUUGUCAAAGUUGCAGCCAAUCACCUGGAAACCUUGUGUCCACAGAUUAUUAAUGCUGCACUUGCUUUGGCUGCAAGACCCAAAAGUCAAGUGGUCAAAAAAACCAUGGAAAUGUACAGAUGCACGUGGGAGAAUCAUAUCCAUGUCCUCACUGAAGCUGUAGAUGACAUUACAAGCAUUGAUGACUUCCUUGCUGUAUCUGAGAGCCAUAUCCUAGAAGAUGUCAACAAAUGUAUCAUAGCCUUGAGAGACCAGGAUGCUGAUAAUUUAGAUCGAGCUGCAGGUGCUAUCAGAGGACGGGCCGCAAGAGUCGCUCACAUUGUCACAGGUGAAAUGGACAGUUACGAGCCAGGAGCUUACACAGAAGGUGUGAUGAGAAAUGUUAACUUCCUGACAAGUACUGCAAUUCCGGAAUUUGUAACACAAGUGAAUGUUGCCUUGGAAGCCUUAAGUAAAAACUCUUUGGAUGUGUUUGAUGAUAAUCAGUUUGUGGACAUCUCAAAAAAGAUCUAUGAUACAAUUCAUGAUAUCAGAUGUUCAGUCAUGAUGAUUCGGACUCCAGAGGAACUAGAGGAUGUUUCUGACCUGGAAGAAGAUCACGAGGUCCGCAGUCACACCAGUGUUCAGACUGAAGGGAAAACUGACCGGGCUAAGAUGACUCAAUUGCCUGAGGCAGAAAAGGAAAAGAUAGCUGAGCAAGUUGCUGAUUUCAAGAAAGUAAAGAGUAAGCUGGAUGCUGAGAUUGAGAUAUGGGACGAUACGAGCAACGAUAUCAUUGUUCUCGCCAAGAAGAUGUGUAUGAUCAUGAUGGAGAUGACAGACUUCACAAGGGGAAAAGGACCACUGAAGCAUACAACUGAUGUGAUCUAUGCAGCUAAAAUGAUAUCAGAAUCAGGAUCAGGGAUGGACGUCCUUGCUCGGCAGAUUGCCAACCAGUGCCCAGAUCCAUCAUGCAAACAGGACUUGUUGGCCUACCUGGAACAGAUUAAAUUCUACUCUCACCAGCUGAAAAUCUGCAGUCAAGUUAAAGCUGAGAUCCAGAACCUGGGAGGAGAGCUCAUCAUGUCAGCGUUGGACAGUGUCACCUCCCUGAUCCAAGCAGCCAAAAAUUUAAUGAAUGCUGUAGUGCAAACAGUGAAAAUGUCUUACAUUGCCUCAACCAAGAUCAUCCGAAUUCAGAGUCCUGCUGGGCCCCGGCACCCAGUUGUUAUGUGGAGAAUGAAGGCUCCUGCAAAAAAACCCUUGAUUAAAAGAGAGAAACCAGAGGAAACGUAUGCAGCUGUCAGACGAGGCUCAGCAAAGAAAAAAAUCCACCCAGUGCAAGUGAUGAGUGAAUUUAGAGGAAGACAUAUCUACUGAAACCACUCUUCUACUCUAGUGUUUAUAUUACAAAGUCCUGGCUAAACACACUGCUUUAUUUUUACACUUGAUUAGUUCUGUAAGUUCACUAACUUAGAAUUUAACCCACAAAUAAUGUAAAACACUGAAAGCCUAACCAACAUGAGCAACAUAUAUUUGGGAUCAUGCCAUUGUCAUUUCUGUAUGGCCAGCAAGCAUCUGUUGAUUACUUAUUAAUAAGUAAUCAACAGAUGCUUGCUGAAUGAAUGAAAUCUUUCAGGUAUCAUUCAGCCUUUCCCAUCACAGAGAAUAUCUUAUAUUCAUUACUAAAUGAGCACAGGAGACUCAAAAUGAGUCCUGUUCAUCUGUAACAGCUUAAGUAUACUCACCCUUUUCAUUUUGAGUUAAAAUAGUGAUAUGAGCUCUUGACUUGGUUUUCAAUGGAAACAAAAGAUUUCAUAAAAUACUUUCCCAUUUAAUCUCCAUACUUCCUUUAUCUGAUGUAACCUGACAGACAUGUGUGAUUCCUUCUACAGGGAAAAAAAAAAAAAAAAUCAAUCUCUAGAUAUUUGUGACAACUGUCAACUGAUUGGGCUAAUAUCCAUCAGAAACUAACCAAGCUUGAGCAAUCAAGUUACUUUCUGGAUUUUCAAGGUCCGCCUUAAUUAUUUAUGAAACAAUUUAUUAACAUUAUAAAGUUUACAAUGAGUUUUCAUGCCACAAAUGUGCAUUUCAGGACUCCACUGUGUUCAGCAGUUCUGCACGUUGAGUUUUGGAGUUAGAAAGGCCCACCAGAAUACUACAUAUAUGGAGGAAGAGUUAUCAAUCAUCCAUUGGGGAAAUGGGCAUUUAACUCUAUCCCCAAGCGAGUUAUGAUUGAUAACAGAAAUGCAAGGAGUUCUGCAUGACUCCAUUUGUAUCACCUUGCAAGUGUAAUUAAAAGGAAAAGGCCAGUUGGAAAAACAUUUUGUCAUUGAGUAAAAUAUAACUCAAAAAAUGUGUGUGAAUUGUACCACUGAACUCUGAAGUAGAGUUAGUGGCAAAGAAGCUGGAGUGAUUUUAAUAACAUUUUUUAAAAUAAAAGUCACUGAGGUCAUUUUAUAA